AUGGCUGGAAUAAUGGUGAGUGCUUCUACUGGUGUGAUGAACUCUUUGUUGGGUAAGCUGACAACCCUCAUGGGAAAGGAGUUUACGAGGCUGAAGAACCUGCGAAAAGAAGUGAGGUUCAUUAAUAAUGAGCUUAUCAGCAUGAAGUAUGCUCUUGAUGGGCUUUCAGAUCUAGAUGAGCUAGAUCCACAAACCAAGAGGUGGAGAGACAUGGUGAGGGAGAUGUCUUAUGAGAUUGAGGACAUCAUCGAUGACUUCAUGCAAAGCAUUGGUGAAAAUGAUAGAACUACUGGGCUUGUUAGCAAUACUGUUCGACGCCUCAAAACUUUGAGGGAUCGUCAUCGGAUUGCUGGACAAAUCGAAGAGGUCAAACAACUUGUGCUAGAGACAAGUGAACGUCAAAGAAGGUAUGAGCUUCGUAUACCCCCAUCAAGUAAUGUUGACAUUGACCCACGAGUCACUGCACUCUACACAGAAGUGGCUGACCUUGUCGGUAUAGAAGGACCAGCGAAUGAGCUUGUCAGUUGGUUAAUGGAUGAGGAGAAGAAGUUGAAGGCCGUAUCAAUUGUGGGAUUUGGAGGUCUGGGAAAAACAACACUUGCCAAUGAGGUAUACCGUAGGGUCAAGGGAGAAUUUGACACUCAUGCUCUCGUGACGGUGUCUCAAAAGCCUAACAUUCAAAAAAUUCUCCACACUUUACUAUCCAAACUUGGCACAGAGACAUCUAUUCACACUUGCGAGUCACGUCUUAUCGAAAUGCUCAGAGAACAUCUCCAAACUAAGAGAUAUUUGAUCAUAAUUGAUGAUAUAUGGGAUAUAUCAGCAUGGAAUAUUAUUAAAUGUGUUUUUAGUAAAAAUGAUCUUGCUAGCAGAGUAGUAGUAACUACAAGAAAGCAAGAUGUGGCUAUGACAUGUUGCUCCCGUGAUUGCAUUUUACAAAUGAAGCCCCUCACCAACGAAGACUCAACAAGGCUGUUUUUUGGUAGGGUAUUUGGCUCGAAAGAAGCUUGCCCUCCCCAGCUUAGAGAUAUUUCGGUUGAAAUUCUCAAAAAAUGUGGUGGUUUACCUCUUGCAAUUAUUAGUAUAUCUAGUAUGCUAGCAAAUAAAAAUUGCAACCAAAAGGAAAGGUGGGAAUAUGUACAAGAUUCUAUGGGCUCGGAAAGCAAUCACAUGCUUGACGGGAUGAGGCAAAUCUUAAACCUCAGCUACAAAGAUCUUCCUCCUUAUCUGAAGACAUGCUUGUUGUAUCUUGGUAUGUAUCCAGAGGACUACCAAAUAGAGAGGUCUAAUCUGGAACGCCAGUGGAUGGCUGAAGGUUUCAUCAGUAUAGAAAAUGGACAAGAUGUGGAGAAGGUUGCAAGAAAUUAUUUCAAUGAGCUUGUGAAUAGAAGCCUUAUUCAACCUGUAGAAUUCGAUAAGAGAGGGUCGGUGACAAAAUGCAAGGUUCAUGAUAUGUUGCUUAAUCUUAUCUUGAUUAAGUCAGCACAGGAGAAUUUUCUCACUAUAGUGGAUGACCCACAUGCCUUUACAAGACUGCAAUGCAAGGUCCGUCGGCUGUCUAUCCGCUUGGAUGGUGCAAGUAAUGGCCGAGAAAUAGUAUCGACAAAUAAUAGUAUGUCGCAGGUUCGGUCGGUUAUGUUCUUUGGGAGCUCUCAGAUUACACCUCCUUUGUCAAAGUUCAAGUUCCUCCGAGUUGUUCAUAUUGACCUUGAUGAUGCUGAAGUUGACCUCACUGGAUUGUGUAAACUUUAUCAGCUGAGGUAUUUAUGCAUUAGUGAUGGUUGUUCAUACCAGCUACCAACACAGAUUAGAGUGCUUCAACACUUGGAGACACUUGAGCUGUUUAGUUGUGACAGGGUUCCGUCAGAUAUAAUUCAUCUACCCCGUUUGAUGUUUCUGAAAGCUUGGACGAGGCUCCAUGAUGGGAUUGGCAAUAUGAAAUCCCUGCGUCAUCUAUUUGGAUUUGAUUUUACGUUGUACAAGCUAGAUAAUAUCAGGGGCCUUGGAGAGCUUACCAAUCUGAAAUUUCUAUAUCUCACGUGCGGCAUUCGUAAGGAUGACUGGGAGAGACGCAUGGAUGCUCUAUGCUCUUCUCUAGGAAACCUAUGUCACCUAGAGAACCUGUUUGUCGAUCUCAUCGGCUGCAUAGAUGGCUUCAUGCCAUUGUUUCCUCCGCCAACUCAUUACCGCCUUGAGAGACUUAUCAUGCAAUGGAGGUGCUGGUUUUCCAGGGUCCCUAGCUGGAUGGGGGAACUCCAUAACCUCUACCAGUUAAAAUUCAAAGUUGGUCAGCUGCUAACUGAUGGUGUUGGUAUCCUUGCUGAGCUGCCCGCCCUCACUCACCUCGAUGUAGAGACCGGAAAAACCACAAACAAAGUGAUUUCCAUCGAGAGAGGAGCAUUCCCUGCUCUAAAGAGUUUUAAGCUUCUAUUAAGUAGUGCUUCGUACUUGACCUUCCAGGCCGGAGCAAUGCCCAGGCUCCAAAGGCUGAAGCUAAAAUUCAAUGUACAUGGAUCGGAGCAGAUUGGGGCUGCACCUGCCGGCCUCGAGCAAUUGUUAGCACUUGAAGAGCUGACUGCAAAAAUCUGCUGCCACCGUGCUUCAGAGUCCGACAGGAGAAGUGCGGACUCUGACUUGAGGAGUGCCGUCGACAUGUUUCCAAGCCAUCUUCUAGUCAAAGUCAGCUAUGAAGAGGUUUGGAAUUUUGGUUUUUCUGAUGACUAG
Molecule: messenger RNA, 2724 nt
Organism: Triticum turgidum subsp. durum (durum wheat)
Lineage: Eukaryota; Viridiplantae; Streptophyta; Magnoliopsida; Poales; Poaceae
Source: the annotation of a GenBank genome assembly